GGAGUCCGGAGACCCUACUGCGCCUGGACUCCAGGAGUCGAGGGCGAGCCCGCGGCCCCCAGCAGAUGUGUGACCGCGGCCGCGUGGCCUCCAACCUGCGCUACUGCAUGAUGGUCGGCGGCACCAUGGUUCUGGUGGUCGGGACACUCUGCUUCGCUUGGUGGAGUGAAGGGGAUGAAGGAGCCCACCCUGGCCAGCUGGCCUCACCCACAGGGCACCCUGAGCCGGAGGCCACCAGCCCCCUGCUGAAGUCCGUCAGCUUCUUCUGCUGUGGGGCAGGAGGCCUGCUGCUGCUCCUUGGCCUGCUGUGGUCGGCCAAGGCCAGCCCUCAGGGGCCGCCCCAGUGGGACCCAUACCACCUCUCCAGAGACCUGCACUACCUCACAGUGGACACCUGGGAGGAGAGCUGCAGGACACCCAAGAUGACUACCAUCCCCACUUAUGAGGAGGCUAUGGCUGAGGCAGCCCCGACGCCACCUGCGUACCCCACAGACGAAGACCUGAAGUACAGUGCCCCCGGGGAUGCCCUACUUGGUACCCAGCCCCCCUGGCCUCCGCCCAGCUACGAGAGCACCGUCCUUGCCCGGGACGCCAUCCCUGCAGAGAAUGCCCGGGGCUGAGUCCUCCCACCCAGGCCUGCUCCAUCGGACUGCCGGGAGGAAGUUAACAGCCCUGAUCCAGAGAACAGAAAGGCAGGAGCCUCUCCUAGGGGCGAGUUCCGUGCCUAGAACAUAGCAAACACUCCAUAAAUGCCGGUGGGACAAAUGCUGUGCUAUUUUUCUAUUAACAUGUAACAAACCACCCCAAAACUGAGCGGCCUAAAAUAACUCCCAUCUCAUGCUUCUAUGGGCUGCCUGGGCUCAGCUGGGUGGUUCUUCUGCCUCCCGCGAUGCCUGGUGGCUGCAGUCAGCAGGGUGCUCGAUGUCCAGGAUGGCACACUCCGAUGGCUGGCAGUCAGUGCUGUGAGUCGGGAGGCUGUUGGGGUAAA
Molecule: messenger RNA, 988 nt
Organism: Echinops telfairi (small Madagascar hedgehog)
Lineage: Eukaryota; Metazoa; Chordata; Mammalia; Afrosoricida; Tenrecidae
Gene: TMEM61
Product: transmembrane protein 61
Exons: 3
Coding region: 66-620 (184 amino acids)
Source: RefSeq, a predicted model, not a curated record